Rotaria sp. Silwood2 is the source of this 1098-nucleotide messenger RNA. The record is from the annotation of a GenBank genome assembly. Lineage: Eukaryota; Metazoa; Rotifera; Eurotatoria; Philodinida; Philodinidae.
AUGUAUACUUCGUUGGUCAAAAUCACAAAAACUACCAAUAUCAAUGUACCUACUUUUGAAAAAUAUUCACAAUUAUAUUCAACUCAUUUACAAGCUUUAACAUGUCCAUGUACUACAAUAUCCAUUGAUUAUAAAAAGUUUCUCAAUGUUGAAUAUACAUUUCAUCAAGUAUGCAGUAGUAUUUAUGUAACCAAUGAUUGGAUAAAUUACAUUGCUCCAUCUUUUGGCGAUCAACCCUAUGAUCCUCCUAAUUUUGUGUGGACAAGUACAAAUAUAUUUCAAGCUUUGAGUGCAUUUUGUGAAUUAACAAAUAAAACAAUUUCUAAAAGUUUGAAUCGGUUCUAUUCAAAUCAGUAUAUUAGUGCCAUGAUAACACCGGUACACAUAUUUGAAUCACAAAUACAAUCAAUGCUUGAACAAUUUAUAUAUUCAACAACAAAUCAUUUCUUAUUGUCAUUACAAACUAUACGAGAUACAACUCAAGCCAAUGCUUUGCUCUCGGCAAAACAAACAAAUAUUUUAGUGUAUUUUCUAUAUGAAAAUACUAUUGCAACCGUAGCACCAUUAUACUAUGAUGAUUGUGAUUGUGGCUAUUCAGCUAAAUGUAUUGUACAAUCAUUUAUUUACAGUUAUCCUAAUUUAACAGAGUUAUUUUCAAUACCAGGUCAAUAUGUAGGAUGUUUUCCGCUUGAAUCAUUAUUACAAUCGACUCUUGAAUGUUUUUAUAAUCAAACAUGUGUCGAUAUAUUACAUUCAUAUUUAGUAUUUAAUUCAUCUAUGAAUGUAACAGCACUUGAUGCAUCUUUACCAAGUCGUUUCUUUGUAAAUUCAACAAUACAAGAACUUGUUAAUAAAUUAAUGGUUGAACAAUGGAAUCGAUCUACGAUGUAUGAGAGGUAUUUUAAUUCAUGUCAACCAAUAAGUUGUACCUAUAAUUAUGCAACAAGAAAUGAUAUCAUUUAUAUUAUUACUACAUUGUUAGGUCUAAUUGGUGGCAUGGUAACAGUUUUAGAACUGUUUGUACCACUAUUAGUUAAACUUGCAAGAUGGAAAAAAAGAGCACCAACUGAACAAACAGGUAAGAUGAAGCAGCUGUAG